Molecule: messenger RNA, 1516 nt
Organism: Tarenaya hassleriana
Lineage: Eukaryota; Viridiplantae; Streptophyta; Magnoliopsida; Brassicales; Cleomaceae
Product: protein SPEAR4
Exons: 5
Coding region: 58-1419 (453 amino acids)
Molecular function (GO): DNA-binding transcription factor activity
Source: RefSeq, a predicted model, not a curated record
UUUUUACGAGAGAAAAUCACGGAAACCGAUGCAGAUUCUCCAUCUCCAGAUGCUCAUAUGAACCCCCAGAGAGAGAGAGAGAGAGAGAGAGAGAGAGAUCUUGAGGAGCUGAAAACAUGGCUUGGAAUUUCCAUAAAUUCCCAAGACUUUUCUCAGUUCGCAAGAACAGCCGAUUUCAUCUCAGAUUUCCUCCUCCUUAUAUCUCUCCCCUUUGAAUUGAUUUUUAUCCGUUUCUCCUUUUGCUCAAAUCCCCCUCCUCCUCCUUUCUCUCGCUUUCUCGGUAUAAAUCCCCGCCCUCCGAGAAAAUUUAACCAGAAACAGCCAGAGGAAAUGUGCAGUAACACCAGCAGUGGAAGCUACGGAGGAGAUCCCGAUGAUUAUUCAGGCUCCUGUCUGAAAAAACACAAGAAGGAGCGUGUUCCUCGCCGCGGACCGGGAGUUGCGGAGCUCGAGAAGAUCCUCCGACAGCAGGAACAGAUCUGUACGGCCUCCGUCUCGGCUUCUCCUUCUUCUUCUUCCCCUCCUUCCCCUCCCCUCUUCUCAUCUCCUUAUCCCUUGAACGCCAUCGAUCACACCCUCCUCGUCCCUCCCAUGGUUCCUCCGCCGCCGUUGAUGAAUGCCCUUUUCACCACUACUCCUCACCCUGGCUUCACUCCUACUCCGCCGCCGAACCCUGCUGACGUAAUGCCGGAAAAGUCGCCGGCUUUUCGUCUGGGAAACGACGUCGCCGGCCAUAGAACCGCGCCCGUGUUCCCGUUCUCUUCGCUGUUCUCGAACGGGUCGUUUCCUAAGGAUUUGAUUCCUCCUGCGCCCGUGUUUCAGAGGAAGCAUCAUUCUCUGCACCAGUUUCAGACGAUGAAUCUGCCGAAUCCACCUCCUCCUGGAUUUUACCAGUUCAUAGAGCCCCCUUCAAACCAAAGAUCUUGCGUCGAGAAUGCGCCUCAGUUUCUGGAGGAAGAAAAGAUUGCUGAAGCGAAAAGGCCGUGGCUUUUUAUCACAGACACAUCCCCAAGUGCUCAAACGUACACGAAACCCUGCAUUGGUCCGACCAUAACCAUCCCAAGGGAUGCUAAACAAAGCCGGUCGCUGGAUCUGAGAUUGAAAAGCUCGGUUCUUGAUUAUGGAACAACCAGCGGAAAUCCCAUCACAGUCGAUUCCCCUUCUCCGGUAACACCUUCGACACCGAUCAGAACCUGCCCACGAGAUUUCUCUGGUUCUAGGUUCAUCCCACUUGCCUUACAGUAUGAACAGCAAGAAGACGUUGAGGAAUACAAGCAAAGAAGAACGGGGAAACCCUUCUACAGCUUCUUGCCCUCGGAUGAGCAAAGUAACCGUGAGAAAGAUCGAUGUUUCAGCUCGAGGAACGAGAAAUACGAAGCGAACAACGAUCACGGAAUCGAUCUAAGCCUUAAGUUAUAGAGAGUUCUUCGCGUGUUUUUCACGAACGAGAGAAGCGGAUUGUUAAUAAGAAGUGUUUUGUAGUUUUGGAUGUAUAACUAUGUUCCAGUUUAGCAUC